CCAAGCCGAGCGCUCUGGAGGCUCAAGGAGCAUGAGAUCGUCACGGCUUCGCAUCAUCUCCUAACUAUGCCGACAAAUCGGUCAAAGAUGUGCAGUCCGGCAUCAUCGCUUGCAAGUUCUUCUUGUUCCUACCUCUGUACUUUGUCUGUUGGAUUCAGAUCUGGAACAACCUCAUCUCACAAGCUGGUGAGAUGGCAUUGCACGGAACGCCAAAUGAUCUGCUGCAAAAUCUUGACCCAAUCGCCUUGAUUAUCUUUGUCCCACUUCUUGAUUUCGUGAUUUAUCCGCUACUUCGCAAAUACAAGAUCAACUUCAGUCCAGUCCUGAAGAUGACUGCCGGCUUUAUUAUGGCCUCGAUCUCGAUGGUAUAUGCGAGUGUCCUCCAGCAUUAUAUCUACAACUCUCCUCCUAAAAGCAUCCAUGUGUGGAUACAAGCUCCGGCCUACAUCUUGGUCGCUUUUUCUGAGGCUUUCGUGAUUAUCAACGGCCUUGAACUAGCAUACACCAAGGCGCCAACAAGUUUGCGCUCUCCGUCUCCGCUUUGUUCUGACUUACUAUCGGCAUUGCAGCAGCCAUUUGUAUCGCUCUUGCACCCAUGUCUCAAGACCCAUACCUUGUGUGGAUGUACGCCUCACUUGUUAUCGUUGGCUUCGUUGCUGGAUGCGGACUCUAUCUCUGUUUCAGAAAUUCCUUCGAUGAUGUACCCGUCAUCGCUGGGCAAGAAGCGGGAAAUAUGGAGCUAGACGUUACCGGGGUCGCAGAACAUUAUGGCAAGCUUGCGAUUGAGGAAGAGAGACGACACAAGUAGUGGUGUUUGGUUGGACAAUUGUAGGCCUCAUCUAUACAGAUCGUAGGUCUUGGAAUAGAUGAACAUUGAGACAUAUAGCAAUUGCAUUCGGUCGUCCUUCAUGUUUCCAGUAUCUGCUGUGAAUUUGUAGUGACGACGUUGUCCAGGCCUUUCCAGUAAAUUCUGUCAACACGCAGAA
Molecule: messenger RNA, 986 nt
Organism: Aureobasidium subglaciale EXF-2481
Lineage: Eukaryota; Fungi; Ascomycota; Dothideomycetes; Dothideales; Saccotheciaceae
Exons: 4
Coding region: 192-743 (183 amino acids)
Biological process (GO): transmembrane transport
Cellular component (GO): fungal-type vacuole; plasma membrane
Molecular function (GO): dipeptide transmembrane transporter activity; tripeptide transmembrane transporter activity
Source: RefSeq, a predicted model, not a curated record